UGAGUGCGUGUGUUUGGGAAAGAAGGAAGGAAGGAAGGAGGAGAGAGAGGCGUGUGACGUCGUCGCGCCGUCUAAGCAGGCUCUGUGUCCUGUGGCUGUGUUCUGCCCUCGUUUCCCUCUCUCGCGGGGCCUGGGCGAGAUGGAGAGCGCCAGCCAAGAUAUCAACCUUAACUCUCCCAACAAAGGUCUGCUGGCUGAUACAAUGACGGACGUGCCUGUCGACAACACAAGCGCUGCUGCCGCUGCUCCCCCUCCAUUGAGGGCCUCUGCCUACAACGGGCUCACUGAGGCAGAGGAAGAAGAAUUAAGAUCUGAGCUGGCCAAGGUGGAAGAGGAAAUCGGCACUUUGCGCCAGGUGUUGGCUGCCAAAGAGAGACAUUGUGGAGAACUGAAGAGAAAACUGGGAUUAACCCCCUUAGAUGGCCUGAAGCAAAACCUCUCAAAAAGUUGGCAUGAUGUCCAGGUUUCCAAUGCUUAUAUGAAAACCUCUGAGAAACUUGGAGAGUGGAAUGAGAAAGUGACCCAGUCGGAUCUAUAUGUUUCGGCCAGCAGCACACUGGAAGACUGGAAUGACAAAUUAACCCAAUCAGAAGCUUACAAGAAGACACAAGAAACGCUGUCUCAGGCGGGACAGAAAACUUCAGCUGCCCUUUCCAAUGUGGGCUCCGUGAUCAGCCGGAAGCUGGGAGACAUGAGGGCCCAUCCCUUCUCACAUUCCUUUAGCAGCUACUCCAUUCGUCACUCGAUAAGUAUGCCAGCUAUGAGAAACUCUGCAACCUUCAAGUCUUUCGAAGACCGAGUUGGAACCAUAAAGUCGAAAGUGGUGGGCAGGGACAACGGCGGUGACGAGCUCCACUCCCCACCGGCCUCUGCCGAGAAGCCCUCCCAGGACAACGCACCUUUCUAAGUCCACGGCACAGUGGCGCUUGACUGCCUGAGCCCCUUCGUUUGCUCUUCCCAACAUUGCAAGGAAAAAAAAAAAAGAAAUAAAGAGGGGUGGGGGUGGGGGACCCAGGUCCCACUCUGAAGAGAGAGACCCAUACAUCAUACAUAGACAUUAUUUUGCUGCUGGAUUCUUCAGGUCCAAUAAAGUGAACACACCGUAUUUUGUACACGUAUAUAUUUUACACUAAAGGUGUCCAGAUGGAGCACCUUGCUCUCCUCCUUCCUGUCAGGAAAGGGAUUCUGUAACCUUGACCCGAACGGCCCUUUUGGCACCAAAGGCUUGCACUCUCAUUCUCUUCCUCGCCCCACCUCAUGUGCAGGCAGAAUUGGAUUGCUUUAUGCAAUAUGGGAGGAGUAGUUCCAAGACGUACUAGCUGUACAGGGAAGCUUGAGUGCCGAAUGGUGCUCCGCCUCCUGUUCCAAAUAAUUUCCUAGCUUUCAUCUAUUUUAUGACUCCUCCUGUUUCCUUUGCAAUUGUAAGCUUUGGAAAGAUCUGGUCUCUAUUAAGAUAUCGAAGUUGGGUUGGGGGAAUUUCAAUAUACCUUUCUUCUUCCUCCUCCUUUGUAGGCACCUAGAAAGGGACCUCUAUUUAGCAACUGCCUAGCUUGCUACAGAGUUUCUCUAGCUUUAAUAAAUCUCAGAAUCUUUAUUUUUUUUGGGAAUGCAGUGGAGUUCACAACAUAUCGGCUUUUAGCAUCGCUAUUUAGGGGCAUUUCUGCCUUCAGGAUGCGGAAGCUGAAGCUGAAAAAACACAAGCCUUACAUCACCACCUGCUUUACUUGUUUAUAACCUUUUUAUAUUUCAGGGAGGGAAAUAGUGUGAAGAUUUUUUUGGGGUGGGUAGAGGGGGGGGACAGGGAGGGAAUGGGGCAAAGCACCGAAGUCCUGCAUCCUACCAUAGUUAACCGCAUGUGGAUGUGCCGAGUCUUGUGUUCAUUUCAGUGGUGCGUGACUGUACACACGCCUGCUUUGUGCUCGUGCAUACAUGCUCUGUCGCUUUCUCUCCUCGGAGUGUGUAGAACUUGCUUCUCUCCCUCUUCAACCGAGGCCUCCACCCUUUAUGCAGUCGCCCAUUGAAUCCGCUUCGAGAAGGACGAUAUAAUAUUUCCAUCCUCAAGACUCUUUUCUCCUCCUUGCAAAAGGAUAGGGUUUUUCCCUUGCUAGGUUCCUCCUCAAGACACCUCUUAAGCUUUUCAUUCACAUCCAUUGUGAUCACUAUCAUUGGUCUAUCUUUGGGGCCACUGACCCUUUUCUCCCACUUGAUACUGGUUAUACUUAGACGCAGCGGUGUUUUCAAAAGGCUGAGAACCAUUCACAGUCCUAAACUUUAAUUCUAAGGCAAAGGUGCCUCUUGAAUCAUCCAAACCUUUCUGUGCCUUAGAGGCUCAGUGGGAGGUUAACAGUGCCCGCAAGUACAUAUCAGGAAAGUGGAUUGUUUCAAGACACCCUUGGAAAGCUGCGAGCUCCAAUUUGUCCUUCUCCACUGCCUGGGCCUUUGAGAAGCAAGUUUUAACACUACAAUGCUGAUUGUAGAGUUCUUCCCCAUGUCCUGUGUCGCUGGUGGAUGGCUCCCAUGCUGUGCAAACCUGGCACCGUAGAGGUGGGAAGGUUGCAGAAAGUGACGUCUGGUGCGUGGGGAGUUUUGGGGGCAAAGUUAGCCGCCAGGGUUGAAAGUUGGGGCAGAAGUUGCCUCAAAGGGACAGGGAGUUGACUGUAUAGUUGAUUCUUUGGGGAAAAGUUUGUAAAAUAAAAUAAUCCUUUUGGAAAAGCAAA
Anolis sagrei ordinatus is the source of this 2717-nucleotide messenger RNA. RefSeq names its product TPD52 like 2 (gene TPD52L2). NCBI's taxonomy places the organism in Eukaryota, Metazoa, Chordata, Lepidosauria, Squamata, Anolidae. Gene Ontology annotation, cellular component: cytoplasm. The record is from RefSeq and is a predicted model, not a curated record.